CACACACACAGACACACACACAGACACACACACACAGACACACACACAGACACACACACAGAGACGCACAGACACACACACACAGACACACACACACAGACACACACACAGACACACACACACAGACACACACACAGAGAGGUUGUGUGUGGGGUGAGGCUGCACCAUGUCGAGCCCAUGGAAGUUGAUCGUGAGCGUCGAUUCCAACCGCGGGGGGCGGCGCUACAUGGAGGACGUCACACAGGUCUCCACCGAGGACGGCGUCGGUGGCAAGGUCGUCUUCCUCGCCGUGUUCGACGGGCACGGCGGCUCCGAGGCCGCUGAGUUUGCCCGCCGCUCCCUGUGGCCCACGAUCCGCGCCCAGCCCGGUCUGUGGGGCCCCCCCGACCCCGAGCGAGUGUGCAGCGCCAUCCGCGACGGCUUCCUGGCCUGCCAGCGCGCCAUGUGGGGGCAGCUGGGCAGCUGGCGGCGCACGUGGCAGGGCGAGCCCAGCAUGGCGGGCACCACGGCGUGCUGCUGCCUGCUGAUGGGCGACCUGCUGUUCGUGGCUCACGUGGGAGACUCGCGAGCCGUCCUCGCUCAGCGGCCACACGGGGGGCGCAGCGCCACCGCCACCGCCACCAGGACCCCUUCUUCAUUGAGACCCAUUUUCACAAUGGGCCCCUCUUCUGCAAAGGGCCCCCCUUCAAUGGGUCCCCCUUCAAUGGGUCCCCCUUCAAUGGGCCCCCCUUCAAUGGGUCCCCCUUCAAUGGGCCCCCCUUCAACGGGCCCCCCUUCAACGGGCCCCCCUUCAACGGGCCCCCCUUCAAAGGGCCCCUCUUCAACGGGCCCCCCUUCAACGGGCCCCCCUUCAACGGGCCCCCCUUCAAUGGGGCCCCCCUUCAACGGGCCCCCCUUCAACGGGCCCCCCUUCAACGGGUCCCCCUUCAACGGGCCCCCCUUCAAAGGGCCCCCCUUCAAUGGGCCCCCCUUCAAUGGGCCCCCCUUCAAUGGGCCCCCCUUCAAUGGGCCCCCCUUCAAUGGGUCCCCCUUCAAAGGGCCCCUGUGUCAAGGGGACCUCUGGAGCUACGAGGCAGCGAGGUGCCAGUUCGUGGUGUCCCCCGAGCCGGACGUGAGCGCCUACCGGCUGGAGCCGCAGCGCCACCGCCACCUCGUGCUGGCCACCGACGGCGUCUGGGACGUCCUCAUGCCCACGGAGGCCGUGCGCUGCUGGUGGCCGAGGCGCUGUCUCGCUGGCACCGGCUCGGCCGCCCGGCCGACAACGUGA
Messenger RNA from Lethenteron reissneri (Far Eastern brook lamprey), 1267 nucleotides. Its product is annotated as protein phosphatase 1D-like. The record is from RefSeq and is a predicted model, not a curated record. Gene Ontology annotation, biological process: protein dephosphorylation. Gene Ontology annotation, molecular function: cation binding; protein serine/threonine phosphatase activity. NCBI's taxonomy places the organism in Eukaryota, Metazoa, Chordata, Hyperoartia, Petromyzontiformes, Petromyzontidae.